GAUCCCACAGAGGGAAUCUUCCGCCGCCGUGUUUGCCGUAUCGCAUGGCCAACUCCUUUCCGCCGGCCGAUGCCCACUCCGACCAGCAUGAGUGGACUCCGGUUGUUUUAGAGUGUAAACACAUCAGGAAACCAGACGGUACUCCGCUCCGACUCCAUCUUCACUGCAUGCCAAAUCGUCCAAGAACUAAUGCUUAUCAACAACACCCCACAAACACCAUCACCACCGCCACCACCACCAACCGGCCUCCGGUGCCUCCCGAAGCCGGAGCGACCAAGGUGGUACGCCUGACCAAGAUGCUCUCGCCGGACAAUCGCCUCGAGGACGACGACGAGUUCGAAGACCUGGUGGAGGAUGUCAUAGAAGAAGCGCGCACAUUCGGUAACCUUGUGAAGGUCGUGAUCCCACGGCCCAGCCCCGGCAGUAAUCCGGCGGUUGCUGGAGUCGGGAAGGCAUUUCUGGAGUACGCGUGCCUCGACAGCUCCUCCCAUUGCAGGAGGAGUAUGGAUCGCAGGUGGUUUGCUGGGAGGCGAAUUGCUGCUUCGUUCUACCCUGAAGAGUGAGGACAUGUUUGCUGCUGGAGACUACGGCUAUGACGUAGACUGCCCCGAAGAUGAUGGAUAAAGUAUUUGGUAGUUAGUUAAUCUUUUUUUUCCUAGUGCCUAUAAGACAUGCACGCAAGCACAUUGUAUGAAUGUUCCAUGUGUUAUAUGUAAUUCAAACUAGGAAGUUCGAAGAAGAAAUUGAAUGAUCCUAUAUGAUUAUUUUCAGAUUAGCUUGGCAGAUUAACAGUGCAAAUUAAAAAAAAACUUGUGGCUGAUUAUCUGUUUACAGUAAAAUCUUGUUUUUCACUAGCAGAACUUGAGUUUCCGUUCAGGAUAGGUCACACUAAUGUUAUCUCAAAGUGAUUGUUUGGACGGCGAGU
Messenger RNA from Triticum aestivum (bread wheat), 925 nucleotides. RefSeq names its product splicing factor U2af large subunit A. Bases 45 to 563 code for a protein of 172 amino acids. The transcript is spliced from 2 exons. NCBI's taxonomy places the organism in Eukaryota, Viridiplantae, Streptophyta, Magnoliopsida, Poales, Poaceae. The record is from RefSeq and is a predicted model, not a curated record. Gene Ontology annotation, molecular function: nucleic acid binding.